Molecule: messenger RNA, 1335 nt
Organism: Gavia stellata (red-throated loon)
Lineage: Eukaryota; Metazoa; Chordata; Aves; Gaviiformes; Gaviidae
Gene: XK
Product: X-linked Kx blood group antigen, Kell and VPS13A binding protein
Exons: 3
Coding region: 1-1335 (444 amino acids)
Cellular component (GO): membrane
Source: RefSeq, a predicted model, not a curated record
AUGAAAUUCCCGGGCUCCGUCCUCGUCUCCCUCACCCUCUUCGUGGCCGAGACGGCGGCCGCCCUGUGCCUGAGCGGGGCGUACCGCGCGGCGGGGGACCGCAUGUGGCAGUGGCUGACGCUGCUCUUCGCCCUCCUGCCCUGCGCGCUGGUCCAGCUCAGCCUGGUCUUCAUCCACCGCGACGUCAGCCGCGACCGCCCGCUGGUGCUGCUGCUGCACCUCCUGCAGCUGGGGCCCCUCGUCAGGUGUGUGGAAGUCUUUUACAUUUACUUCCAUGCUGGCAGAGUUGAAGAGCCCUAUGUCAGCAUCACAAAGAAGAAGCAGAUGCCUAAGGAUGGGUACUCAGAAGAAAUUGAGAAGGAAGUGGGCCAGGCUGAAGGCAAGCUGUGUACACACAGGUCUGCGUUCAGCAGGGCGUCUGUGAUCCAGGCGUUCCUCGGCUCGGCGCCCCAGCUCACGCUCCAGCUCUACAUCUGUGUCCUGCAGCAGGAGAUCACGGCUGCCAGAAGUAUUUUUAUGGUCCUUUCUCUCCUGUCAAUUGUAUAUGGCGCCUUACGCUGCAACAUCCUGGCUAUUAAGAUUAAGUAUGAUGACUAUGAUGUCAGUGUGAAACCAGCUGCCUACCUCUGCAUAUUCAUGUGGAGAAGCUUUGAGAUUGCUACGCGAGUUACGGUGUUGGUUCUUUUCAGUUCAGUCCUUCAAAUCUGGACUCUUCCCGUUGUGCUUGUGAAUUUCUUUGGUUUUUUCUUCUACCCGUGGAUUCUCUUCUGGCAGAGCAAGUCCCCUUUUCCCGAGAACAUAGAGAAGGCAUUGAGCAGGGUCGGCACUACCAUCGUCUUGUGCCUUCUCACCUUCUUGUAUGCUGGCAUUAACAUGUUCUGCUGGUCGGCAGUGCAGGUGAAGCUCAAUGAUCCUGACUUAAUUAACAAAUCCCAAAAUUGGUACCGACUGACUGUGUAUUACAUGCUGCGAUUCAUCGAGAAUGCAUUCCUCCUGCUGAUGUGGUACAUCUAUAAAACUGAUAUCUACCUGUAUGUCUGCGCCCCGUUGUUGGUCUUGCAGCUCCUGAUAGGUUACUGCAUGGCUGUCCUCUUCAUGUUGGUGUUCUACCAGUUCUGCCACCCAUGCAAAAAGCUUUUCUCAUCCAGCAUUUCUGAAGGUUUGCUCUCCUGUUUCAAGUUCCUCUGCUUGAUUUGCAAGCCUCCCAAAUCCACCAUACUGUCGGACAAGGCAGAGGUGAAAUCUCUUGAAAAUACUGAUGAAGCACGGAACAGUAGCAAGACAAUAGAUUCUCAAAAGGGGAAUCCUCAUCAAAGUGUUUCUUCCAAUGCCUAG